AUGACGGAGACAAAGGCUGUGCUAAAAUGCAGUACUAUCGUCACUUUGGUGGCCGGAUUCUUGGGGAUAGUAUCGUUUGCUGCUGGUUUUGCUGCAGAGGUUACUAGAGUUAAGGCUUCUCAGGUUCGAAUUACUCGUUUUUCUGGGUGUGUAUACCCUUCGAGUCCAGCUAUGGCUCUUGGUUUGGUUGCAGCAGUGGCUCUUUUGAUAGCUCAAAUAAUUAUAAAUUUUUCAACCGGGAUCACAUUUGUGGCUGGGUUUAUUUUGUUGCUGGCUGGUGCUGCACUUAAUAAUGAACAUGAUGGAGAAAGCUCGUACUACUCUGGCUAUUACUCUUGCUAUGUAGUGAAACCUGGAAUCUUUGCAGGAGGUGCCAUUUUGUCCAUUGUGACUGUGAUUCUUGGCAUUAACUAUUAUCUCACCCUAAUUUCGGCAAACAACAGUAACAUGAUGAACAAUCCGUCCGGAAAUCCUUCUGCUACUUAUCAAGAAGGCCAAGGAGAGACAGCAAUAGCAAUGGGACAACCUCAGUUCCCACCAAAGAGUACUCAAGAACCUGUUGGCCCAUGA
Molecule: messenger RNA, 570 nt
Organism: Juglans microcarpa x Juglans regia
Lineage: Eukaryota; Viridiplantae; Streptophyta; Magnoliopsida; Fagales; Juglandaceae
Exons: 3
Coding region: 1-570 (189 amino acids)
Source: RefSeq, a predicted model, not a curated record